AUGACUGGCCUGGUAGAUGAGAGGAGAGCAGCAGGUAUUGUCUGCCUGGACUUCAGGAAGGACUUUGACACUGUCUCCCAGAAUAUCUUCAUAGACAAACUGUUGAUGUAUGGGGUAGAUGAGCAGACGGAGCUGGCACUGAAGUCUCUGGGAAGUGAGGGGCUCUUUCUCUUUUCUUCCCUGGACACAAACAACGAUCUGUACCUCAGUCCAGAAGAGUUCAAGCCGAUAGCUGAGAAGCUGACGGGGGUUGCUCCCAUCUCAGAAUUUGAAGAGGAGGAGACGCCUGAUCCGAGCGGGGAGACGUUGUCCAUUGUGGCUAAAUUUCAGCCUUUGGUCAUGGAAACAAUGACGAAGAGCAAAGACGGUUUCUUGGGAAUUUCUCACGUCGCUCUGUCUGGGCUGAGGAAUUGGACUGCCCCAGCAGCCCCUAUGAGCGUGAUGCUCGCCAGGCAGUUUAAAGCCUUUCUUCCUCCGAAGAAUAAACUGGAUCUUGGGGAUCCGUGGUGGAUAAUUCCUAGUGAAUUGAACAUCUUCACUGGGUAUCUUUCCAACAACAGAUUUUACCCUCCGCCUCCCAAGGGCAAAGAGAUCAUAAUCCACAGGCUUUUGAGCAUGUUCCACCCACGCCCCUUCGUCAAAACCCGCUUCGCUCCCCAAGGAGCUGUGGCAUGCAUCCAAGCCAUCAGCACCUUCUACUACACCAUAGCGUUCAGGAUCCACGCUGAGUUUCAGCUGAAUGAGCCACCAGACUUCCCCUUCUGGUUUUCCCCAGGCCAGUUCACCGGUUACAUCGUCCUCUCCAAGGAUUCUUCCCACGUCCGAGAGUUUAAGCUCUUUGUCCCUAACAACAGGUCUCUGAACGUCGAUAUGGAGUGGCUGUAUGGGGCGAGUGAAAGCAGCAACAUGGAAGUGGAUAUCGGUUACCUGCCUCAGAUGGAGCUGGAAUCAACAGGGCCUUCAAUCCCCUCUGUGAUCCAUGACGAGAAUGGGAAUGUGAUUGACAGCAGGGAUCCCUCAGGGGAGCCCAUUCAGUUUGUGUUCGAAGAGAUAACCUGGCAGCAAGAAAUCCCCUGGGAAGAGGCAGCCCAGAAGCUGGAAGUGGCCAUGUAUCCCUUUAAGAAGGUUUCCUAUCUUCCCUUCACACAAGCUUUUGAGAGAGCAAAAGCAGAAAAGAAGCUGGUGCACUCGAUCCUGCUGUGGGGUGCCCUGGACGACCAGUCCUGCUGAGGUUCAGGGCGAACUCUCCGGGAGACCGUCCUGGAAAGUUCGCCCAUCCUCGCACUGCUGAACGAGAGUUUCAUUAGCAGUUGGUCACUGGUGAAGGAGCUGGAAGAGCUGCAGAGCAACAGAGAGAAUGAGUUCUACAGCAAGCUGGCUGACCUGCACCUGGAGAAAUACAACUUCCCCGUGGAGAUGAUCAUCUGCCUCCCCAACGGCACAGUGAUUCACCAUAUCAAUGCUAACUACUUCCUGGACAUUACUUCUAUGAAGCCUGAAGAUGUUGAAAGUAGCAUCUUUAGUUUCUCAACCAAUUUUGAAGACCCUUCAACUGCAACUUACCUCCAGUUCCUGAAGGAAGGACUGCAAAGAGCAAAACCAUACCUGCAGACCUAA
Molecule: messenger RNA, 1617 nt
Organism: Opisthocomus hoazin
Lineage: Eukaryota; Metazoa; Chordata; Aves; Opisthocomiformes; Opisthocomidae
Source: RefSeq, a predicted model, not a curated record